ACGAGAAAGCGCGUGACAUACCCGUGGAACUUCGCUAUGGCGUUGAACAGCCGUGUUUGAUAGACAGGCUAGGAUCUGAAACAUCCCGGACUGACGCGUCUGCGCGCAGAAACCUUCUGCUAGCCACGGCGGGACAACAACUAAACAUGAGCUCCAGAAUUAAGGAGAGCCCAGAGUCAACAUUUGAAGUGUAUCUGGAAGUAGCUAACCCAGGGAAGCAUCGCUCUGGACCGGAGGUGCAAAGGCAGUUUCCUGCAGACUACCCCGAUCAGGAAACUCUUCUUACUGUGCCAAAGUUCUGCUUCCCCUUCAGCAUGGACAGCCUAACAAUUAACCAAGUUGGCCAGAACUUCACAUUUGUGUUGACUGACAUUGAGAGUAAGCAGAGAUUUGGUUUUUGCCGCCUCUCUUCUGGAGCACACACCUGCUACUGCAUUCUCAGUUACCUGCCCUGGUUUGAAGUUUUCUACAAGCUGCUGAAUAUCCUUGCGGACUGCACUGUCAAAUGCCAGGAAAGCCAAUGGCAAGAGCUCUUGGUGUCACUACAUACUCUCCCCAUACCUGAGCCUGGAGUCCCCGUUCACCUUGGUGUGCAUUCCUUCUUCACCGUGCCUGACAUGAGGGAACUACCCAGCAUACCCGAGAAUAGAAACUUAACAGAGUACUUUGUAGCAGUAGAUGUCAAUAACAUGCUUCAUCUGUACGCUAGUAUGCUUUAUGAACGUCGAAUCCUCAUCUGCUGUAGCAAACUGAGCACUUUGACAGCUUGUGUACAUGGGUCUGCAGCCAUGUUGUAUCCAAUGUACUGGCAACAUGUUUACAUUCCUGUGCUUCCUCAGCAUCUGUUAGACUACUGCUGUGCGCCUAUGCCUUUCCUCAUAGGAGUACAUGCCAGCCUAAUGGAGAAAGUUCAAACGAUGGCUCUGGAUGAUGUGGUGCUUUUAAAUGUAGACACCAACACCCUGGAAACCCCCUAUGAUGACCUUCAAAGCCUUCCUAAUGAUGUGGUUUCAUCCUUAAAAAGUCGUUUGAAAAAAGUUUCGACAACAACGGGUGAUGGUGUUGCUCGAGCCUUUCUCAAGAGUCAGGCCUCUCUGUUUGGCAGCUACAGGAACGCUCUGCAGAUUGAAGCGGGGGAACCGAUAACAUUCAAUGAAGAGACCUUUAUCAACCAUCGUUCAAGUGCCAUGAAACAGUUUCUCCAGAAUGCUAUUCAGCUGCAGCUCUUUAAACAGUUUAUUGAUGGCCGCCUGGACCUGCUAAACUCAGGAGAGGGCUUCAAUGACAUUUUUGAAGAUGAGAUCAACAUGGGAGAAUAUGCAGGCAGUGACAGGACCUACUACCAGUGGCUCCUCACUGUGAAGGCAGUGACAGGACCUACUACCAGUGGCUCCUCACUGUGAAGAAAGGGGGUGGAGCUAUUUUCCAAACUGUGAAGACCAAGGCAAACCCAGCCAUGAAGACUGUCUACAAAUUUGCAAAGGACCAUGCAAAAAUGCGCAUCAAAGAAGUCAAAAGUCGGCUGAAGCAGAAGGAGCAGGGAGAGAACGGCUUCACCACCCCUGGGUCAGCAGUCGAUGAUGACAGCACAGCAGAAUUUGCCUUCCCCGCCGCUGCAGUCAUGAGGGGGGAACCUCAACGAACGUGGGACGGCCACAGGCCAGUCACUGUGCACUUUGGACAGGCCCAGCCACCAACAUUAUUGAAGAGGCCAAGUAGUAAUGUGAGUCUGGAAACCAGCUGCGACCACUCUGUCCGUCCUACUCGUCACUAUACAGUGUUUCUGUCAGAGGAUUCAUCUGGGGAUGAGCUCCAUUAUGAUGAUGAGUCCAUCUCUGGCUUUCCUGACAGUUUUCUUUUCUCCGCCCCUUUCGACUGGUCACUUCUGCCACAGCCUUACCGCUCACUUAAGGAGGUGGAGUUGAUAGAAGGAGAUCUUGGUUUGGGAGCAGAAAGCCACACCGCUCCUCCUAGUCCAGUUACAUUUACUGAAAGGUUCUCUAACGUCAACCUCCUUGGGGACAUUUUUGGCUGCCAGGAUGAACCUGAGUGUCAACCAAUCACCCUGGCUAAGAGUCUGGAAGACCUGAGAACACCUAAAGACUCUGAAGAGUUCCAAGCCAAGUUCACCUUCCAGAAGUUGGACCUGAGCAUCAGUGAAAACUCCCGAACGCUUCCGGGACUCAAGCUUGCCAAUCCUUACAACAAGCUGUGCAGUUUAGGCAGGGACACUUCCCUUUUGCCUAUCUCUGUGCGUCCUGCUUGCGAUAGACCUCCAUCUGUUCAACUUCCAGUGCCAAUUGAAUCCUGCUCCCCGCUCCCGGAAAGCUCUAUUACAGCAGUGGACUCUUUAGAUCCCUCUGCCAUUGGCAACAUAACCAUUCCUCGACCCCAGGGAAGGAAGACGCCCGAGCUGGGAACUGUUCUGGCACCCCCUGCUGUCCAGUCACGUUCCAAAGCCACAGGUUAUGGGGAAGGAAGAACUACUCCAGGAAGAGAAGAAUUUAGGCAAGCUUUGAGCAUGACCUCAGAUGAACACCAGCAGGGGCCCUCAAAGGCUGAUGAGGACAGUAUGGAUUUGAUCAAUCUUUUAGACCCCUUGAACAGCUCAACUCUAACAGACGGGUUAGAUAUCAGUGCAUCAUCUCCAUGCAAGCCAGCACUACCCCCCAGGCCCUACCCACAGGGUUUGCCACCUUUCCCUCUUCAUCCUCACAUAUCACUAAACCCAUUUGCCCAGUCAUUGCAGCACUACUCUCCAACUAUUAGUAGCAAUCCUUUUAGUGCAGUCUAUGGACCUCCACCAGGCCCUUACAUGCAAACUUCUUCCCAGCCACAGUCCUUAUCUACACUACCUGGACUCCACAGACAGCCAUCCCCCUGCAGUUCCUCUAUGCCUCCCAGCCUUGGUCUUGCCCCAUCAGCAGCCCCCUCUUCAGUCUCCUUUCUGCCUCGCUCCUCUGACAGCAGCCAUGCUCUCUCCAGCCUGGUGGACUCUGCCUCUGUCCUCAGCACACCUAUGAGCACGCUGCCAAAGCCACUACAUGCACAAGGAGAAAAUCAGAAACCUAAGGAUCCUUUUGGAGACUUGCUCAAUAUGGCCACACCUGUUAUACCACAGAAGAAGAAGGCAGAGGACCUCAGAAGGAAGUGGGAAACAUUUGACUAAUUCUAUGUAUCAUAUGGGCUCCUUUCUCUGUUCUGACAUUGUCUUUUUCUGUUGCUUUUCACCAUUGCUGCUUCCAGAUGUUUAAGAAUAUCAGCUGAGUACAUGAAAUCCGAGGGAGCCACUGUUUUUAUGUUUGCCAGUACUAAUUACAAAGGACAAUAAUCAACUAUAUAGCAUAUUCUAAAGCAGGCUUAAAUUCCUGGAAAGAUCUGAUAAAUCCAUGAAGUGGGAAAGCAGUUUGUCAGUGUGGUCUGAGCUGGUGUUGGCCAUCAAAUUCUCGCUCAGUCCUGCACACCUGCAGCUGCAAAUUGAAGGUGUGCAAAAAGUCACACGGCUUAUGGUUCUAGCUAUUAUGAGGGAUUGUAACAGUGUUUGCUGUCUAACAGAACUUUGAGCUGUAAGCUGAAAGAAUGAAGCCUUUGAUUGGAAACUGUUACCGACAGUUAUUGUGUUUAGAUUGAGAGAUGAGCAGUCUGGUCAUCCACUUGGUUCAGCUUCUUUGAAUGGUCUGUUUAAGGAAGUAAAUCUUUUGGAUCCAGCAUCUGAAAUGGCUUUUGAUUCCUUUAUUUAUUACAAUGUUAAAAAUGGUAUAUAACCAUCAACUUAUUUACUGAUUGAGCUUUUCUUCAGCUCUCAAGAAUGUCCUAAUGCUGCUGCAUAGAGUUAAUUUAAUGAAUUAGUGGCAGUGGCUCAUACACUACACCUGACAGUCUGGAUCAAGAAGGGAGGAAUCAUGACAUCCCCACCCCACUGUCCUCUGACCACUACCUGUACUGGUGCUCGGUGUGUUUCUAGUGCUGACUGAACCUGAUCUCAGAAGAACUCACUCUGUAUCAUUUGUCAAUGACCAGCAGUUCCGUGGCACCACAUCUUAUCUGAACAUAGCUUCGCUUCAAGUUCAAUGCCAACAGUUUGCAGCACAUUGCUAAUUAUCUACACUACUUUUCCUUCUAGCUCCCUCUAGUGUCAUUGGCCUUUAGUACUACAGCAACACCCCCUAUUGAUCCCAAAAGCACACUGUGUUUUCCAGCUAGCCUGCUAAAAUACCAUCCUGAAGCCACUAUUGUAGCCACACAUGGUUAUAUCUGUCCAUCCAGCCUUUGUUUUAAUCAUGGUUUUGUUGUUUCUCACAUUGUGCCCUUUUCUCUUGGCCUUUAUGAUUCUUAUUUUAUGUGUCUGUACUUGACCUGUUAAUGUUUCCUCUGUUCUUAAAAACUACUUUAAGCAGACACGCAUCUACAAUAGACUAAUCCCUAAAAUAAUUUUACAAUUUCUGUCUAAAUAAAUAUAAAUAAGAUUUUUGAAGCAC
Messenger RNA from Fundulus heteroclitus (mummichog), 4478 nucleotides. It is a transcript of the gene dennd1a, whose product is annotated as DENN/MADD domain containing 1A. Lineage: Eukaryota; Metazoa; Chordata; Actinopteri; Cyprinodontiformes; Fundulidae. Gene Ontology annotation, biological process: endocytosis; endocytic recycling. Gene Ontology annotation, molecular function: phosphatidylinositol phosphate binding; guanyl-nucleotide exchange factor activity. The record is from RefSeq and is a predicted model, not a curated record. Gene Ontology annotation, cellular component: cytosol; clathrin-coated vesicle.